AUGGCAAGAGUCGUCGAGUCUGACUCGGUUUCUGGGGGAUCCGAUGUACUACUGAGCCUUGACUCGAUCAGGGAAUCGUUGAUUAGGCAAGAAGACACCAUCGUCUUCACCUUGAUCGAGAGAGCCAACUUUCCACUCAAUUCCCCUGCUUUCGAGGAAUCUCUCUGCCUAGAUUCUGGAAAUUCCUCUUCUCUCCCCGAGUUCUUCGUCAGAGAGAUUGAAACCCUCCAAGCUAAGAUAGGAAGAUACGAAGACCCAGAAGAGAAUCCUUUCUUCCUCGACAACAUUCCUCCUUCGGUUUAUCCUACGCACAAAUAUCCACCGGUUCUGCACCCAAAGGCAUUAUCGGUUAACAUAAACAAACGCAUUUGGGAUACCUACUUCAAAGAAAUGCUUCCUUUGUUUGUUAAACCUGGUGAUGAUGGCAAGUACGCAUCAACUGCUGCUAGUGACCUCGCGUGUUUACAAGCUAUUUCGAGAAGGAUUCACUUCGGUAAAUUUGUUGCUGAGGUCAAAUUCAGAGAUGCUCCACAGGAUUACGAGCCUGCCAUUCGCGCCAAGGAUACAGAGGCUCUGAUGAAGCUUUUGACGUUUGAGAAAGUAGAAGAAAUGGUUAAGAAGAGAGUCCAGAAGAAAGCAGAAACGUUUGGACAAGAAGUAAAGUGCAGCUCCGGUGAGGAGAGUGAGAGAAAGUAUAAAGUGGAUCCUUUGCUUGUCUCUCGCAUCUAUGGUGAAUGGCUUAUCCCUCUCACUAAGAUUGUUGAGGUUGAGUAUCUUCUACGCCGUCUCGAUUGA
This is a messenger RNA of Thlaspi arvense, 795 nucleotides long. NCBI's taxonomy places the organism in Eukaryota, Viridiplantae, Streptophyta, Magnoliopsida, Brassicales, Brassicaceae. The record is from the annotation of a GenBank genome assembly.